AUGGACACAACACCUAAUAGUACCGAACGCCGAAGACGUAUCGUACAAAAUCAUUUAUUCAUUUGGUUAGAUGAGUCUAUGGACGAAACAAACAAAGACUACAAACAUCUUUUGGCACGAAUACAAACCGGUGUCAACAAUGUCAACGUCUUUACACAGAGAGAUGAAUGCGUCGACUUUCUUUCCGAUACUGAAGACGUCAAGUCUUUUCUCGUUAUCGAGAACACGAUCGAUGAACAAAUUCUACCCCUCAUCAAUGAUAUUCCUCAGUUGGAUGGUAUUUAUAUCUUCAGUGAUAUUGAAAUCCUACAAGAAGAAUGGACAACGAACUGGCAAAAAAUCAGGAGCGUUCAUAGCAACAUCGAUGACUUAUGCAAAGCAUUACAAUCGGGUAUCAAGACAUGCAAUCAAGAUUCGAUUGCCAUGAGUUUUUUACCAGUAAAUGAAAUGGAUUCAACUAAUGAUUUAAAUCAAUUGGAACCAACUUUUAUGUACACCCAAAUAUUCAAGGAUAUUCUUCUUGAUAUGGAACAUGGUGAACAGGCUAUCAAGCAGUUUACAGCUUAUUGCAGACAUAAUGACAGUGGGUCGGCAAAGAUUAUUGGUGAGUUUGAAAAAAAUUAUAAUGCUCAGUCAGCUAUUUGGUGGUACAGUUACCCAUCAUUCUUAUACUCUAUGCUGAAUUAUGCUCUUCGCUCUAUGGAAGGCGAUACCAUUAUUAAUAUGGGAUUUUUUAUUCACGAUCUUCAUCAACAAAUACAACAUCUACAUCAACAGCAAGUUAAUAGCUAUCAUGACAAACCAUUAAUAGUUUACCGGGGACAAGGUCUAUCCAAAGCAAAUUUCGAGAAACUAAAAAAUACAGAAGGUGGUUUAAUGUCUUUCAAUAACUUUUUAUCCACUAGUACCGAACAAGAGAUAGCUUCUGGAUUUGCUUAUAGUGCGUCAGAAAACGCGGACAUGGUUGGCAUUUUAUUUAUAAUGUCCAUUGAUCCUUGUAUAAAAUCAGCACCAUUUGCCUCCAUCAAAAAGAAGAGUUACUUUAAGGACGAAAAUGAAAUUCUCUUCUCAAUGCACACCGUCUUUCGAGUAGGUCCAAUUAAAGCAAUGGACAUUAACAAUCAACUUUGUCAAGUUGAACUACAAUUAACAUCGGACGAUGAUCAACAACUACGAUUGCUUACUGAUCGGAUACGAGAAGAAGUUAGUGGUACUGGAUGGCAGAGAUUGGGGGACUUAUUGCUUAAAAUUGGCCAAUUUAAUAAAGCUGAAGAAUUUUAUCAUGUACUAAUCGAACAGACAUCUCAUGAGGAUGAAAAGCAAUAUUAUUAUAAUCGGCUCGGAUAUGUCAAAGAUGAACAGGGUGAUUAUGAAAAUGCUAUUUGGUAUCACGAACAAGGACUUGCAAUUUUUCAAAAAACCCUUCCUUCGAAUCAUCCUUCGUUGGCUACUUCAUACAGCAACAUCGGUAGUGUCUAUGACAAAAUGAGAGAGUACUCGAAAGCACUUUCAUAUUACGAAAAAGCACUUGAAAUUUGGCAAGAACUUCUUCCUUUAAAUCAUUCCGAUGUGGCUACUUCAUACAACAACAUUGGUAAUGUAUACAACCACAUGAGAGAGCUCUCAUCAGCAAUUUUGUUUUACGAAAAAGCACAUGAAAUUUUUCAAAAAAUUCUUCCUUCAAAUCAUCCUUCGUUGGCUGCUUCAUACAACAACACUGGUACUGCGUAUAACACGAUGGGAGAGUACUUGAAAGCACUUUCAUUUUACGAAAAAUCGCUUGAAAUUUAUCAAAAAACUCUUCCCUCAAAUCAUCCUUAUUUGGCUACUUUAUACGAUAACAUCGGUAAUGUGUAUGAGAACAUGGGAGAGUACUCGCAAGCACUUUCAUUUUUCGAAAAAUCACUCGAAAUCUAUCAAAAAACCCUUCCUUCAGAUCAUCCUGAUUUGGCUCCUUCAUACCACAACAUCGCUUUCGUGUAUAACAUGAUGGGAGAUUACUCGAAAGCGCUUCUAUUUUACGAAAAAGCAGUUGAAAUUUGUGAAAAAACCCUUCCUGCAAAUCAUCCUAAUUUGGCUACUUCCUAUAACAAUAUCGGUAAUGCGUAUAGCCACAUGGAAGAGUACUCGAAAGCACUUUCAUAUUACGAAAAAGCGCUUGAAAUUCGACAAAAAACCCUUCCUUCAGAUCAUCCUGAUUUGGCUACUUCAUACCACAACAUCGCUUUCGUGUAUAACAUGAUGGGAGAUUACUCGAAAGCGCUUCUAUUUUACGAAAAAGCAGUUGAAAUUUGUGAAAAAACUCUUCCUUCAAAUCAUCCUUAUUUGGCUACUUCCUAUAACAACAUCGGUACUGCCUAUGACAAUAUGGGAGAGUACUCGAAAGCGCUUUCAUAUUAUGAGAAAGCGCUUGAAAUUCGACAAAAAGUUCUUCCUUCAGAACAUCCUGAUUUGGCAGCUUCAUACAACAAUAUCGGUAAUGUGUAUAACUACAUGGGAGAGUACUCGAACGCGCUUUCAUUUUACGAAAAAGAUCUUGAAAUUUGUGAAAAAACUCUUCCUUCAAAUCAUCCUAAUUUGGCUACUUCAUACAACCAUAUCGGUAACGUGUACAGCCACAUGGGAGAGUACUCGAAAGCACUUUCAUCUCACGAAAAAGCACUUGGAAUUCGACAAAAAGCUCUUCCUUCGGAUCAUCCUGAUUUGGCAGCUUCAUACAACAACAUCGGUACUGCCUAUGACAAUAUGGGAGAGUACUCGAACGCACUUUCAUCUCACGAAAAAGCACUCAACAUUCGACAAAAAACUCUUCCUUCAGAUCAUCCUUCAUUGGCUACUUCAUACAACAACAUCGGCUGUGUGUAUGAUAGCAUGGGAGAGUACUCGAAAGCGCUUUCAUGUCACGAAAAAGCACUCAACAUUCGACAAAAAGCUCUUUCUUCAGAUCAUCCUGAUCUGGCUACUUCAUACAACAACAUCGGUAAUGUGUAUGACAGUAUGGAAGAGUAUUCGACAGCACUUUCAUAUCACGAAAAAGCACUUGAAAUACAACGGAAAACCCUUCCUUCAAAUCAUUCUGAUCUGGCUACUUCAUAUAACAACAUCGGUUGGAUUUAUAGAAGUAUGAAAGACUAUGCCAAAACACUUUCAUAUUAUGAACGUGCUCUGAACAUAUGGUAA
This is a messenger RNA of Adineta steineri, 3180 nucleotides long. Lineage: Eukaryota; Metazoa; Rotifera; Eurotatoria; Adinetida; Adinetidae. The record is from the annotation of a GenBank genome assembly.